AUGGAUUUCGUGACUGAGCAAAGCGAUAUUUCCGCUGUCCAAGUAGGUACGAACUUUGUUUUUGGCCCUGAUCUCAUGUUCACCUCGUGGUUGCACAUGGGCAUGUACAACGCUGAGUUUGAUGGUGUGCAUCCUUGGUUUGCAUGUGCUCCGCAACUGCCGGGCUUUGAUGGAUUUGCGAUGGUCACUGAGGCCCAAAAAGGAGGCGACGGGAUCGACGUGGGUGUGUUCCUUGAAUGCACGGCCAUGGAGAAGCUCAAAAAGAUGUUCGCUGAAGUGACCUACCUUCAUGAAUAG
Phytophthora nicotianae INRA-310 is the source of this 297-nucleotide messenger RNA. RefSeq lists its product as hypothetical. The transcript has a single exon. Lineage: Eukaryota; Oomycota; Peronosporomycetes; Peronosporales; Peronosporaceae. Bases 1 to 297 code for a protein of 98 amino acids. The record is from RefSeq and is a predicted model, not a curated record.